Molecule: messenger RNA, 1812 nt
Organism: Histoplasma mississippiense
Lineage: Eukaryota; Fungi; Ascomycota; Eurotiomycetes; Onygenales; Ajellomycetaceae
Exons: 4
Coding region: 1-1812 (603 amino acids)
Source: RefSeq, a predicted model, not a curated record
AUGGCUACUCUGAAGAAUAGGGGAUUUUUUUCCCCUGGGGACGACAUUGGGCAUGACCAGGCCACGGAUGCUUUGAAGAAUAGGGGAUAUAUCAGGCAUGACCAAGCCAUGGCUACUCUGAAGAAUAGGGGAUUUUUUUCCCCCAGGGGCGACAUUGGGCAUGACCAGGCCACGGUUGCUCUGAAGAAUAGGGGAUAUAUCAGGCAUGACCAAGCCAUGGCUACUCUGAAGAAUAGGGGAUUUUUUUUCCCCAGGGGCGACAUUGGGCAUGACCAGGCCACGGAUGCUCUGAAGAAUAGGGGAUUACACGGAAAUGCUUUUCUGUCUCCCAACCCCCAUGCCAAGGAUGCUCUACCAACUCAUAUCCUCGAUCCGGAUGGCGAAGUUAUCCUAGUUUUGGGCGAUCCUCCUCCUUUUGCGGUGUGGAACGAAGAAAUUAUUUCCAAUGAGCUCUCUGAGGACCAUUCUGAACCAAAGAUUCACUGCGAGAGCCACAGACAGGAGGCCGACGUCCCAAGAGGCUCGAGUCCACAUAAGGAAAAGAAAAGGAAUCUCAAGAAGAAGAAAAGGUCCUCCCACUAUACUCGUGAUCAAUCCAGCAAGCCAUGUAUAGAAGAGCACAUUGAAGUGCCUGCGGAAGCACCUGUUGAAGAAGCCGCCGAAGAGCCUGCCGAAGAGCCUGCCGAAGAGCCUGCCGAAGAGCCUGCCGAAGAGCCUGCCGAAGAGCCUGCCGAAGAGCCUGCCGAAGAGCCUGCCGAAGAGCCUGCCGAAGAGCCUGCCGAAGAGCCUGCCGAAGAGCCUGCCGAAGAGCCUGCCGAAGAGCCUGCCGAAGAGCCUGCCGAAGAGCCUAACGCAGCUGAAUUUGACGGUGGGCGCUCGGAUUCAGAACAUAGCGGUACUUAUCAGGGGCCUGCUGACGAGAAUUGCGAUUACAAUCAAGGCGGCACGGAGCAGUGUGGUAGUGACGAAGCCUUGUCCGAGAGGGGCUACCGGAUCCGAGUAUCGGCGAAGCAUUUGACCCUUGCCUCUCCCGUUUUUAAGAAAGCACUAUUGGGCAAGUGGAACGAGAGUGUGACUCUCUUACAAAAGGGCUCCGUUGAUAUUCCUGCAACGGGCUGGGACAUCGAAGCAUUCUUAAUCUUGCUUCGAAUUAUACAUUGUCAGCCCAAUGAUAUACCUCGGGAGUUAUCUCUCGAGAUGCUUGCUAAAGUCGCUACAAUAGCAGACUAUUACCAAUGCAAGGAGGCGAUGGGGCACUUCCUGGAUGUGUGGAUUGGAAAAUUAUCAGCAAUUCCGGCGAACUAUUCUCGGGAUUUAAACUUGUGGUUAUGGAUUUCCUGGGUGUUCCAACUGCCAAGCCAGUUCAAGGAAGUGACCUCGAUAGCUAUGUCGCAGAGUCCGUGUCGGAUUAGUAGCCUAGCGCUUCCAAUCCCCGAAAACAUUCUCGAUGCAAUAAAUUAUGGGAGGGAGAAUGCUAUCCAAAAAUUAAUUCUUCUUCUUCAUAAGGAACACCAGACCUUGCUAUACGGCGGAAAUGGGUGCAGCUUUGAAUGCAGGUCAAUCAUGUAUGGUGCUCUCACACUGGAGAUGCAAUCAAAUGAAUUGUACUCGCCAAAGCCCGAGGCUCCUUUCCCGGGGUUCAGUUACAACGGACUCGUGCAGAGGGUGCUUUCGUUUAAAUCGCCGAAAUGGUACCGUUCGCCCUCAGGUUAUUAUAACUGCCACGCUUGCCUCCAUUCCUCCUUUAACUCCCUUCUUGGCCCGUUGGAUGAAGGUAUCGGAGGGCUUGAUCUCAGCUAUUAUAUAUCUUAA